GAUUGGGGAUCAUCCUGGCUAGAGGGCGCCAGUGAGCCGCUGAACCUGCAGUAAUUGGACUGGGCUGGAGGUGGCGCACUCUCUCUCUUCCAGUGUUGCCGGGGGAACAGCAAGACACAUUUUGCACACUGCAGUGACUGGAAGCCAAAGAAAAGAGACAACAACUUGAAACUUCUGCAAACCCUGGAAAGUUUAGAGCUUUAAAGACUACAGAAUGAAUAUCGAUAUAGUGGGCCGGAUCCGACCAGCCCGCAGACCAGAACAAGGCCACAGUCUGCAGAUCUCAUCGGAAGGCAAGACCAUCUACACAGCCUUAGGAGGAGGAGCGUCCUGCAGUUUCCAGGAGGUCUUUGACCAGAGGGUCUCCACUCAGGAGGUAUUCAGCAGGGCUGUGGAGCCCCUGCUCAACGUGUUCACGGAAGGAAUGAAUGUCUGUGUUGCCGUGUUUGGUGAAUCCAACUCUGGGAAGACAUACACAUUGAUUGGAGAAAAGAAUGACCGAUUUGCAAUCGUCCCCCUAACGAUUGAUUACAUCUUUGGUAAAUCAAAAUUGCAAAAUUUACAGGUCACCGCAACCUGGAGUUUAUCGAUGUCUAUGUAUGAGAUUUAUGCCGAGGGACUGAAGGAUUUAUUACAUUCCAGUGGAUUGGACCCUGCUAUUCUAAAGCUUGUAUGCACUGCCCAGGAGGGGACUUUCAUAAAGGGACUGAACCAUAUCACCAUCUCCUCAGCAGCAGAUGCCACCACCAUUUUCCGGCAAGGUUGGGCACGUCGCACGGGGGCUGUGACAGACUUUGGACCAGCAGCCAGCCAUUCUACUGUUGUGACGCAGCUGAACCUUCUGGUGCAAGACCAAAACGAGCUCCAUCCAACCAAGUCAACCCUGCAGAUCAUUAAACUACCAGGAGCCGAGGUGCUGGCAGAAGACAAGAACGCUUUGCACUUUCAGGAAGGGUCACUGCUUAACAAGCCACUUCUUGCCUUCUUGCAAGUGGUGAAUGAUCUGGCCAGUUCACCACAUCCAGACAGAGUUAUUAACUACAGUGAAUCCAAACUAACUCAGCUGACCCAGGAUGCGUUUGGAGGGAACUGCAAGACCCGGGUUAUUUGCUGCCUGCCCCCUAAUCCAGACACGCAGCAUCUUUCGGCCGUCCUACGAAUGUGUGCCACCCUCUCUCAAGUGAAAAAUUUCCCUGUGUUAAAUGACCACUUUGUUGAGUCACUGCUGACCCAGUACCGGGCACGGAUCUCAGCGUUACAACAUCAGUCUGGUGAGGAUAUGACCACCAAGUCUGGGAGUGAGAAAACCAGUGUCCUCAAGGAUCAGAUUCGACGACUGACCAAUGAAAAUGUACAUCUUCGUGACAAGAAUGAACGUUUAUACUCCAAGCUAGGAGAGCUCCAGGGAAAGAUGGGACAGUUAGCCGGAUCGAAGACUGACCUCUCAUCCAAGCUGAUCUUUAGCGAGGAGGAGAAACUGAAGAUUUCCAAGGACUUGAUUGACUUGCAGAUUCAGACAAACAAGAUUCGAGAACAAUAUGAAGCGGAAAACUUUGAACUUAAGAACAAGAUUUUAAUUCUUGAACACAGAACAGUGGAACUGGAAGGGCAGAAAAACAGAUGUGUGAAUGAUUAUGAGGUGGCGAGGAAUCAGCUGAAGGCGCUUGAGAAAAAUCGUCAGGAAUUGGCAGAUGAAUACAUUGCCCUGAAGAGCAAUUAUCUGGCACUAAGGAAACGGCAUGAAAAUGAGGUUGCCAGAAAUGAUGAACUGAGUAUGGAGCUUCUGAACUUGGCCAACUCCAGGAAUUCCCUGAUUAGAGAACAGGACCAGUAUGUGAAGUCCCGUGCCAUCUAUGAUGAAGCUGCAGAAGAGCUGAGCAGAGUGAAGGACCUUGUGACUCGGCUCAGUAACAAGAAGAAUGAAGAGGUUAAGGAAUACGAGCAUGCCAAGCUUGAGAGAAAUUUGUUAGGAAACCAGGAUCAAAUAAAAGAACAAAUAGAAGAAAUGAAGCAAAACAAUGCAAAACAGCAAAAUGCAAUGGAAGGACAGAUUGUUAAGCUGGGCAAAGAACUUCAAGAGGCCAAAAGGGCUAUUCGAAACACACAGCACAGACUGGCGGAGCAGACAGUGGCAUUGCUGGGUUCUCAGAGUCAACUGAAAGAGAUGGAAACUGAGAACUCCCAGCUGCAGCUCCGACUGAAAGAACUAAAUGAAGAAUAUCGCAUGCGACUUGUUCGCUACAUUGAAGAUGUUUCUGACUAUGUGGAUAAUUCAGUGAAGCCUAGCAAUGAUGACACUAAACCCUCAGCAGACUCAUCUCACCUGAAGAAGUUUGUGGACAGCAUGCUCAAGGACAUACGCUCUGCCUAUAGACUGCGAGAGGAACAGCUGGCUACGGCAGCCAGAAAUUACAAGAAAAGGAUGCAGAACGUGUUCAAGAAACAUGAAUACCUCCUGAUCGCAUACAGAAUGCAGCGGGAACAGAUUUUAUCAUUGGGCAACAAGGACUUGGAUCCUGGUCCUUCAGAAAUAACCCUUGCGAUCACUGACGGUGAACUUUUGAAUCAUCAGAGUCAGGAGCUGAACAGAUUACGUGAGGAUAAAGCUCGCCUGGAAGGACAACUCCGAGACCUUCAGGAGAAGAUAAGACUGGGUGGGGGUUCUGCACUGGCUGCAUCUUCCUUCGUAAUGGAAACCGGUGGCAAGUCUGAGAAUGAAGGCUGGAGUGAACUAAAGAAACAGCUGAGAGAGUUCACAUUUACCACACAGGAAGAUUUGGAACGUGAACGUGCUGAGUUGAAUUCGCGGGUCAUCAUUGCAGAGGAGCAACUGGCUGAGCUGCAGGAAUAUGUGGACAAGCACCUAGGCAGGUACAAGCAAGAAAUUACACGCCUCAGAAAACUUGUUGGAACUGACGAAUCAAGUGGUCAACGCUAAGAACCUCGCUAGAAAUCACACCAGAACCUCAAAUAUGAAAAAUAAUAAAGUAACUCCUAAUGCUGUCAGCAAUUUUUUGAAUGGUUAUUUCAAGGCACUGGAAAUACUAGGAUUAGUGAAUUUACAUAGUAAUGUAUUUAUCAUGGCAUUGUUAUAAAAUAAAAUUAAUACUUCCUACCCAUAGACUACCCAUUAAUAAAUUCCUAUAGACUUACAAAUCGACCAUAUAUAGGCAUGGAGAAAGCCAUUCAGGAACACAGGCCUAUUGUAUGUACACUUAGUGACCACUUUAUUAGAUACAGGAGGUACCUAAUAAAGUGCCACUGGGUGUAUUUCUGUAUGUUCAUGACCGUCUUCUGCUGUAGCCCAUCCACUUCAAGGUUCAAUGUGUUUUGUGUUCAGAGAUGCUCCUCUGCACACCACUGUUAUAGUGCAUUGUUAUUUGAGUUACUGUCAAGGUCCUGUCAGCUGGAACUAGUCUGGCAAUUCUCCUCUGAUCUCUCUCAUUUUACCCUCAGAACUGCCGCUCACUGGAUGGUGUUUGUUUCUCACACCUUUCUCUCUAAACUCUAGGCACUGCUGUUCUCCUGUUCCAGAGAUUCUCAAGCUACGCACCUGCAACUAUUCCACAGGCGAAGUCACUUAGAUCGUAUUUUGUCCCAAUUCUGAUGUUUAGUCUGAACAACAACUGAACCUCUUGACCUUGUCUGCAUGCUUUUAUGCAUUAAGUAGCUGCCACAUGAUUGGAUGAUUAGAUAUCUGUGUUAACAAGAUGUACAGGUGGUUACUGAGUGUAUAUCAUAAUUGUACUUACCAAAUUUGUUUCCUUAAGCCUUAAUCUUCUUACCUCUCAAAGUGCUAUCAAUCUCAUUUCUGAAAUGUUCAAUUGAUCCCCGGCAUCUUCAGCUCUCUCGGAAGAGAGUUUUCCAGAGGCAUUCCUGAUGCUUCUUUUUAUCACUUCUGAAUUGGUAUGGUUCACUUCUUAAUUGGUUUGAUUGGUGUUGUAUGGAUUGGACUCAUUUUUAGAAGGCUCUGCAGUUCAUGUUAUAUGUGUUUCUGGUUUGGGUUACACCUUUUAUAUUGCUAUUUCUCCGGAUUUUGAUCAGGACACUUCGACGCAGACUGGUUCUGCGGCCUACAGUUAAUGAAUGACAAGCGCUAAAUUGAACUGAACUGACUACUUCAAGGACUCUGCAGUUUGAUGUUUAAUAUUCUGUGUGUUGUUCAUUCAUUUGUUGCCGUUUGCACAAUUUGUUCUUUUUAUUGCACAUUGGGUGUUUGAUGGUUUCUUUGAACAGGUUCCAUGGUGUUUCUUUGUUUCGUGGCUGCCUGUGGGAAAUCUCAGGGUUGUAUACUGCAUACAUACUUUGAUAAUGAAUAUGCUUUGAAUCUUUGCACUUUGAUUAGUUCCACAUUCAUAGUUAGUGAUGCAGGAUUCUGAACAUAUUGAAUGACGAGGUUAUAUUUAAUCUCCUUUGUUAAUGUCAGUCAUUUAAAAAGCACUUUUGGAGUACUUAAAAAGCAUUUGUUAAAAUAUAAUGUCUGAAUUAAAUAAUUUAUUUCUGAAAUGUA
Molecule: messenger RNA, 4510 nt
Organism: Hypanus sabinus (Atlantic stingray)
Lineage: Eukaryota; Metazoa; Chordata; Chondrichthyes; Myliobatiformes; Dasyatidae
Gene: ccdc78
Product: coiled-coil domain containing 78
Exons: 22
Coding region: 215-2938 (907 amino acids)
Biological process (GO): microtubule-based movement
Cellular component (GO): cytoplasm
Molecular function (GO): microtubule binding; ATP binding; microtubule motor activity
Source: RefSeq, a predicted model, not a curated record